Styela clava is the source of this 3027-nucleotide messenger RNA. Its product is annotated as WD repeat, SAM and U-box domain-containing protein 1-like. NCBI's taxonomy places the organism in Eukaryota, Metazoa, Chordata, Ascidiacea, Stolidobranchia, Styelidae. Gene Ontology annotation, molecular function: ubiquitin-protein transferase activity; protein binding. Gene Ontology annotation, biological process: protein ubiquitination. The record is from RefSeq and is a predicted model, not a curated record.
UAAGCUUAAUUUACACUGUAAUUUAUACUGUAUAUUAACCAAUUCAUGAAUUUUGCGGAAAAAGGUUAAAAGGACAAUUAAAAUUGUGAUUGUAGGUGUGAAGGACUAAAAAUUACACUGUUACACUCACUACUGAAUCUUGCAAACCAGUCAGAGAAUGAUCAAAGUUUCGAUAGUUCACCACAGUCGCUGAAUUCUGGAAAUAGUGACUCGCUCCAAAAGAAUCUUGAAAACCUACACUGAUUUAUAAAAUUUGAGAUGAACCAUAUAGAUUCAGGAACAUCUUUCUGUAAAAUUACAGGCCAUAAGAAGGAAGUAAGCAGCUGUGCAUUCAAUGAUCGAUUCUUUGUCACUUGUUCAGGUGACAAGUCAAUUCGAGUCUUUUCUGCUAUAGACUUUACAGAAAAAUCCUAUUCACCUUUACUUGCUCAUAAAUAUGCUGUUAAUUGUGUUACAUUCGAUGUUACUGGUCGUCUCAUGGCAUCUGCAUCAACCGAUGGCACAGCAAAUAUUUGGAGUUUGAGUGAAGAUAGCGCAUUGAUACUGACAGUUUUUCAUCAUUCUGAUUCCAAUACCGUUCAAGUUUGCAGUUUUUCUCCAAAUUCUGCUAUGCUUGUCACUGGUUCUUCUGAUGGCGGAAUCGGUGUAUGGAAUAUUGAACAAAAGAAAAAGCUUUUCCAAAUCAUAGGACAUCCUGAAGGCAAUGUUAAUGGUGCUGCAUUCACUCCUUGCAAUGAUUAUCUUGUUACUGGAUCUGCAGUAGGAGACAUCAGAGUGUGGGAUCUUCGAUAUAAUGAAUUUGUUAGUGAUGAAUAUCCUUACAUUUAUCCAAAGUGCAUUCUACAAACUCAAGCUCACGAUAAAGGAGUAUCUGGAUGUGGAGUCGACUGCAUUGUAUUUUCUCCUACAUUUCAUAUCAUAGAUGAUGGCCAAAUAGCUGAUAGUUAUCUGAUGGCAACAUGUGGUCAAGACAACCAGGUUAAAUUAUGGCUAUUUCAAAGAAGCAUUGCCUCUACGGCAGCAGUAAAGAAAGACCACUCAUCAAAAUGUCUUCAACCCUUACAUGAGUUAUCGGGCCAUCAUGGUCCUGUAAGUCAAUGUUGCUUUUCUCCUGAUGGAUUGAAAUUGGCUUCCAGUUCAUUUGAUAAAACUGUCAUCAUAUGGAACCCGGUUACUGGUGAACAAUUGUUAGUUUUGGAUGGACAUUCAGCUAUUGCUACUUGUGUUGCGUUUUCAUCAGAUGGGAAAUUUUUGGCAUCAACGUCUUACGAUAAAACAACGAUUGUUUGGAGAUUAACAACAGAUGAUAAAAAUGAUGGUGCUGUGUCAUUGGCAUCACCUGGGCAAAGUUCUGGCAAUUUGAUCAACUUGUCAACUGAUCAACAACAACCUUCAACAAGCGGUGUAACACCUACUGCGCCUGUUGCAGUGACAAAAAAAAUUCAUGAAUGGACGACAAGCGAUGUUGUUGAAUGGCUGGACAAAGAACUGAAACUAACACAGUAUUCUAAAGCAUUUUCUGAAAAUGAGAUAGAUGGUGAUGAACUUAUCAACUUAACUACUGAUGUAUUAUCUCAAGAUCUUGGUGUUGCUCCCCUUGGACAUAGAAACAAGAUAUUAAGAGGAAUUAAAACACUUCAGACUAAAGAUACAUCAACCAGUUCUACAACAUUUGUACAGCCAAACCCAGUUGUGCAGAACGGCAAUCCUGUAUUUCUACAAGCUACGACUGCACCGAUCUUUACCACUCCUGCUGUCACACCUUCAGUAAGGGCGUCGCCAAAGCUUAAUAUAGAUGACAGCAGUAUUCCUGAUGAAUAUCUUUGUCCAAUAUCAAGAGAGGUCAUGCUUGAUCCGGUACUGGCACCUGAUGGAUUUUCGUACGAACGUACAGAAAUUGAAAAUUGGUUCAGACGUGGGAGUGUGACAAGCCCAAUGACAAACAAAAAACUCACAUCAAGGAAUCUUGUUCCAAACCAAGCUCUUCGCACCAUAAUCAUGCAAUUUCUUGAGUCUCACAAGAAAACAUGAUUUGAGAUUAUAGCAAAUUCAUGAUGUUAUUUAUCUUUCAUUCUGUUGAAAAUUGAGACUACUAAAUAUUACAUUCAUUUAACACCUCACCCAGUCAAAAUUUCUCUCUCUGGAAUGAAUUGGCAGAGCAAGCUCUCCACACUGCCACUUAUAAGCCUGUAAAACAUGUACUUUGUUAAUAAAAACAAACCUACAUUUAAGUCUCCUGUUUUGUGGCAAUGUAAAAGUACGGUUAUUAGCACUGAUUAUUGGUGCUGCUGGCAUAUGAAUUGUAUUAUUGAGAUUUUUUAUUUACUUCAAGCAGGAAGAUGUAUAGCUCUAUAUGUUUGAAAUAUUCCUUAUUUUCUGCAGUUCAGGGUGUUCUAUAGACUAGCUACACUGUAAAUGUCGUUUCAUAUUUGUUUCUUACUCUGUUGAAGCGGUUAUCUGACUGGGUUUGGUUUUAAUUUUUUCUUUUAUUGCAAAUGGAUGUAAAUUUUUAAAACUUCUUUAUAUAACACGGAUUGCCUUAAUCUAUGUUCUUUGAUGUCCGCAAAUCCUUUUGAAUUGAGAUUAUAGCUUAUUAUACUCAAAAGAUAUUCUUUUGUCCUGCGAUUUAUGAUUAUGUCAAAGAUAAGAUGUUUUUCUAUAAAGAUAGACGGGAGAGACACAUUGUUAAAGAAGCCAGUUCAGUCAAUAAUACUGCUAUUCCUUCAUAUUAUACUUUCCAUAUGAUUAUAUAUUUGUUAUUUUAACCGGUAAGUAUUAUGUUAUCCAUAUGGCACCAGUAUUGAUUAAUGCUUCUGUCAUGGAUGUUUGUAAUAUUAAAAUAAAAAAGGUGAAGUUGCAGCAUUAGAAUAGUGCAAAACAAUGCACUUUCGAAAUAUUAUACAACUUUGGAAUCGUUUGCUAAAUUUAAAAACUUAUAUUUUCGUGAUUUUCUGAAAUUCUUUUGUGUAUUAUUCGUGUAUUAGUUCUUCAAUUCCUCUGUCAAUAAUUUUUAAUGAUUCGUCCGUU